AGAGCAGGUCAGUGUUCUGUAUCAGAACAUACACAUAGCAGAACCAAGAUUAAUCCAGCCAUAUGAGCAUGUCAUUAAGAACUUCAUCCAAGAGAUCAAACUUCAAAGCACAGAGAUGGAAACUCUGGCCAUAGCGGUAAAAAGGGCUCAGGACAAAGCAGCAGUUCAACUCAGUGAGUUAGAGGAAGAGAUGGAACUACGGAUACAGGCUGCAGAGCAUAAAGUUAAAAAGGAAGAGAAGCAAAAGGCUGAAGAAGCACUAAAUGAGCUGAAGCGCCAGUAUGACACUGAAGUUGGGGAUCUUCAGGUGACAAUAAAAAAACUUAAAAAGCUGGAGGAGCAAUCCAAGUCUGUCAAUCACAGGGAAGAUGUAGUUGAACUGAAAAAAAGGAUACAUGAUAUGUUGCUGGAAAAUCAGAGACUUAAGAAAGAUCUCUUAGAAGCGCAGACAAAUAUAGCUUUCCUGCAGAGUGAAUUAGAUACCUUAAAAAGCGAGUAUGCAGAUCAGUCUUUGAACACUGAGAGGGAUCUAGAAAUUAUUCGAGAGUAUACUGAAGACAGAGAUAAUCUGGAAAGACAAAUUGAAAUACUUCAAUCAGCUAAUAGAAAAUUACAUGACAGCAACGAUGGUUUAAGAAGUGCACUGGAAAACAGUUUCAGCAAGUACAACAGAUCAUUGCGGUUGGCAAAUACCUCACCAGGAAGUACCAUUUCUAGAAGCAGUCCUAAAUUUAAUGGUGAACAUUCUCCUUUAAACCUGCGGUAUGACAGGUCAUCUCAUUCUUCUUGUGUCGAUGAAGAUUAUGAUUCUUUAGCCCUUUGUGACCCGAUGCAAAGGAUAAACUGUGAAGUUGACAGCAUACCUGAGAGUUGUUUUGACAGUGGUUUGUCUACCCUGAGAGAUUCAAAUGAAUAUGAUUCAGAAGUGGAAUAUAGGCAUCAAAGGAUUUUUCAAAGGUCACAGUGUAUGCAAGAAGGCUUUGGUGGUGAUGCUUCUGAUACAGAUGUUCCAGAGAUCAGAGAUGAAGAAGCAUACAGUCCUGCUAACAGCACUGCAGUUUUAGACUGGAAGCCCUCACGACCAGUGAGUCGAAGCAGCUCAGUUGCUUCAACGAGGAAAUACAUAUCUGCUCUCACCCCUCAGUCAGAUGCAGCUGAAUGCUCUCCAAAAUACCCCAGUACAGAGAAGGCUUACAAGAUUGUUCUUGCUGGAGAUGCAGCAGUGGGAAAAUCCAGUUUUCUUAUGAGACUUUGCAAGAAUGAAUUUCAAGGCAAUACCAGUGCAACUCUAGGUGUGGAUUUUCAAAUGAAAAGACUAAUUGUUGAUGGAGAACCUACAGUGUUACAGCUGUGGGAUACGGCUGGGCAGGAGAGAUUUAGAAGUAUUGCUAAAUCAUACUUCAGAAGAGCAGAUGGUGUCUUACUGCUAUAUGAUGUAACAUGUGAAAAAAGCUUUAUUAAUGUGAGAGAAUGGGUGGAUAUGAUUGAGGAUGCGACUCAUGAGAAUAUUCCAAUUAUGAUGGUCGGAAACAAGGCAGAUCUCCGUCAAGAUAUUACAGAACAAGGGCAAAAGUGUGUGCCUAUAAACUAUGGAGAAAAGCUGGCUAUGACUUACAAUGCACUAUUCUGUGAAACAAGUGCUAAAGAUGGAUCUAAUAUUGUAGAAGCAGUUCUUCAUCUUGCUCGUGAGGUGCGAAAACGAAGUGAUAAUCAAGAUGAUACAAGAUCAGUAACCAGCCUGGCUGGGACACCUGUCAAAAAGUCAGCACUCACAAAAAACUGUUGUAAUAUUUAAAUGAUAGAUAAUUUUCCUUAACUAAAUAUCUUGUAUAUUUAAAAAAAACCCAAGUUAACAACUAAACCAAAAUAUUUUAGUAGUGUUUCCCUUUUAUUAUGGAUUUAUACAUUGUAUAUUUAGAAGUUACACAUAAUCUUCAAAAUCCAGACUGUACUUUCUACUCAUUCAAAUUUGUGGAAUUGCUUCACCCCAUAGUCUCUUUUUUCAGUUUUUUAAAGUAAUAUUAUUCAGUGCAAGGAGCUCAGAAUCAAUGCUACAGUAGUCACUGCAUACAAUAUUGUAAUAUAUAUUAUUGUCUCUACAUGCAUGUUUCUUUAUGGCAUUUGUAUUUCUUAUAUAUAGAACGUAGUAAUAUCCAAUAUCACUCACAGGUAAAGAAAAAAUUAGAGCUUUAGUGAAUAUAAUCUCUUUUUGAUCGAGUCUGCUUAUCUAGUUUUUGACAGCCUUAAAUAUAUGUUGAUUAAACAUUUCUUAAGAAAACUCCAAACUAUUAAGGGUUGCCUAGGUCCAAGUAAUCCCUCAUUUUAGGGGAAGCAGAAUGAUCUUUAUCAGGAGAAGACAGUGGCAGGUGCAUGGUAUUCUGUUGUAGUUCCUCAAAAGUUGACUAGUUAGAAUGUAUUUUAUUUCGAGUGUUGGGGUUUGAUUCAGAAGUGAGAAAUAGACUUUAUAACUGAUCCUACAGAGCUAAGAGGUGAAAAAAGCAUUUGUCUGGACUAUUACAGUCCAAAAUUCCAGAGAGAAUGUAACACCUGUGAUAUGUAGGAUCGCCGAAAUGAGUUAUGAUCCAAUAUCUCUCUGCCUAUUUAAGUUAGAUCCUUAUUGUUACUACAAACUGGUACAAGUUGUAAUUUUUCCUUUGCUUUUUCAAAUAUCUUCUAUUCAGUCACUAACUGAAAGAUUGUAAUAGUAUGUAGGAGUCUGAUUUAAUAUAUAUUUUAAUACAUUUUUAUAAGUUUUAAAUCAGUAGGUGAAAGAAUUGCUGCACAUGCACAAGCAUUUGUAUAAAUUUUUCUGUAAAAGAGAACCCUGGAAUGAACAGCAAUCACUUUAAUGAGAGUUCUUUCAACUGAUUUUAGAAAAGUUCUGAGAAACUUACCAGAGGGUGGUAGCUUUAGGUGUCAUCAUCUCUAAACUGAAUUUUGCUUAAAAUAGUUCCCGAGAGUUCCAUAAUGUAGUAAAAAUUCAUGGGCAUUUCUACAGUUAGCGGUCAAAAUCCAGUUCUUCUUAACUUUCACUGAUUUUGAUCAAAAUAGGAUAGGACCUUUCAGAGCCAGAAAACUGUUGUCUCUUCUGUUUCCAUUAAUAAAACAUCUCCAAGCUGAAGCCUAUUAAGUAAAUCAAACCUGGGUAAAGUUUUAUCAAUUGAUGGAAAAACCAUAUGACUAGCAGCUGUUUGCUGCGUUUUAUCAGCACUGUAUGGCCUGUACUGUGUUAUCUCUUGUAUAAAACAUAGAGAUCUGAUAAACAGGAAGGUUCAUAAUUUAGAAAUAAUAAAAAGGUUUUAACUAGGAAAAGAAUUUGUUUUAGGCAUCCUUUCAAAUAUGUAAUCAGAGCAGCUAAUCCUUGGGUAAUUAUCAGAAAUUUUUUCACCAAGAGAGAGAAAUCUAAUGCCAGAAUGAAUAAGACAUUUUAUUUCACUGUAUAAUAGUUCAGACCUAGAAGACAAAACAUGUUUGGUGAGGGUUUUUUGAAGUACUAGGAGAAUCUUCACAUGCUACCUAAUUCGAUGCAGGAGAUUUCAGGGUUGUAGUGUCUUCCCACACAGCAGUACCGGAUGCCUGCCUCACUGUAGUUCUGAGACGUAUCUGAAGCAUGUGGCAGAGAAUGCAGAACGCUCAAGUGUAUCAGGAAUAUGCCUAAUCACAUACAUAUUGUUUACUGUUAACCCUAUAUUAAUAAAGAAAUAUACAGCUUCAGUUAGCUUCUUUGAGCAGAAAAGCCAAAUGUAACUGACUGUUUUGGUGAGGGCCUUUUCUGUGUUGUUUGUGUGAACCCUUCCUUUUGUCCAUAUGAAUGAAAUGGAAGGAAAAUUAAUUUGGGAAGUGUUUGCAGUAGGGAAAAGAUAGGAAGGUUAUAUAGUCCUUGGUUUGUGAAGUGUGAGCCUUCAGCAUGUAGGCAUUUGCAUUUUCUCGGGGUAAGAUCAAGAUUAUAAAUUGUUACUUAUGUUCCAAAAAUGUUUCUCAUUCGGUGUUGUUAGCUUGGAGAGCCUGGACUGGGGAUCAGUGUUCUAAGUGUGUGUCCUGAGCUACUGUGUGUGACCAGUUCCGUGGUUUUGGCCUCCAGUAAAUGAGGUGCAAUGUUUGCUUAAGCAUUAUUGACAGACCUGCAUGAGCAAAGUGUUUUGGCUGGACGCAGAGAAUCACAUAAAGUGAUUUGCAGGCAGGAUUUCUGGAGGUGGUUUUGUCCAGCCUUCCAAGGACUCAAGCAGAGAUGGACUUUGGCUAGUCCUAGAUUUGGUUAUCUGUGGGGUUGGAUAGCCUGCCUGUGAAAAUGCUCUAGGACAGAGGUAUACUACUAUCGUUCUGGGCAAGAUGUUCUCAUACUUGUCCUCCUUUUCUGUAUAAACAUUUCCCUUCUUGUCCAACUUCAGUUCCCCAAAUGACUACAAAUUUCUAACAGUUUUCCCCCCCUAUGUAGAAUUUGACUAUAAUCUUGGUGAUUUCCCUUUCAGUAUCUGUAGCUGUCCCUUGGCCUUCUCUCCACCUGUGUCACAACAUCAGGAGUAUCUCUUGCAAAAUGUCUCUGGGUUUCACAUCCCAGAAUUAGCAGCGUACGUGCAUGUAUAAUAAUUGCUUUCAUAUCUAAUAUUUUUAUCAUACAGAGGGUGCCAUGAGAGUAUCCAUGUUUGUAGAGAGGCUGGUUGAAGGAUGUAAGUUCAGGGACUUGCCUCCAUACCAGUUUUUCCCUCUCUGCAGGCCGCUGAUGUUUUCAGUACUUUUGUUUCUCAUUUAUUUUAAUAACCAAAAUCUACCUUAUGUUAUUUAGUCAAAUUAUGUAGCCUGCAUCAAUUUAUUAAGUUCUGUAAUUUUUUUGUUUCAUGUAAAGCAACUUUAAUUUGCAACAGUGUUGUUUUCUAAAUAAGAUUCAGGGUUGAAGGUUGUUAGCUGUUAACAAAGUUUUACCUUGGAGUAAAUUUAUGAUCAACGUCUAGAGGACUGAAAAUGCACUAUUAAAUGGGGAUAUAUCUAUAGCUCAGUUGGAACUCAUUUUAGAAGUCCUGUCAUGGUCAGUUCCAUCAUAUUUUAAAUGUUCACAUAAUACUGUGUUGAAUUUAUGUUAAAGCAAAAGAACUUGGACUGUUUAAAUCUAGAAAUUAAAGAAUGUAUUUAUAUGUGGAAAUAAUGAAUGCAUAAUUUUUUCUGUUGUUUCACUUUAAAAGGUUACCUUGUCUUCAGCCUAAAAGGUAAAAUAACAAACAUCAGCUUUAUGCUCUGACAUGGUUGCACUAUUGUCCUUUGAAUGUUUUUAUGGUUUUGUUUAGUACAUAAGAACUGUUUGUUUAGUCACACAAAUUUAUUUUUUUAGUCAGUGAAAGUCGGUUCCCUUAAGACAUGUAUUUAUUUGAAAAAGAAAAGUCUUUUAUGUUUUUCCUCAUGAUCUGUAAAUAAAUUAUUUUAUUCAGUUGACAUGGAAACAUUAUUUGAUCCUGUAUUUUUGACCCUUUUAAAUUGUAAUUUAUUACACAUUUCUGAGGCAAUAAUUCCUAUGACACACUCAAAAAAUGUUUUGAUCACGUAAGUUCUUGUAACUACUUUGUGCCUGUUUAGCAUAUAUUACUGGCUUAAUAAGACAAACUUCAGCUUCUAAGUUCUGUUAUGGCCUUAUAUAUCUUAAGUAUUUUUCUGUGUAACUACUUUUGUAUUGACUAGAAAAACCUCUGUUAGGAAAAAAAAUUACAGUUAUAAAUCUGUAUAAGAUGCUAAAAUGUAGUUUAAGGAAAAUAUCUAUAGGCCACUCCUUUAAGGAACAUCGUUCUGCUGUGUAUACAUGCAGAUCUCCAAAUAAAGUAGUAAGUUCUGUGCUAGUGCAGGCAGUCCAAAUAUAUAUCCUUUUAAAGAGGUUUUCUAUUUUUUCCCCUAUCAACUGUUAUUCAGCAAUGGUAGGGUAGCAUUUUAGGUAAAAAAUACUACAGUCAACAAUCCCCGAUUUGUAAACCAAAGAGAAUAAUACAUUCUUGGUACUUCAUUAUAUUAUAAAGAAACCUAUUUUCAAGAUGUUUCUAGUUGUGUUAGAGAAUUGUAAAAAUGGACUAAUAUCUCAUGUACAGUUCCAGUUGCCUUUACCACUACCUCUACCAGACUUGAUAUAGUGUGUAAUUCUUUAAUGCUGUCUGGGCUACUUAUGGAUUAGAGAAGCUUUUUAGAGUGCCAGUUAUUUUAUUAUUUAUCUUCUACUGUAUUACUAUCAGUCCUAAUCCUUUCUUAUUGGUCUUCUUGGGACUAGUAAUACCAAUAUUUGUCAUUAUUAAUUUUUUAAAACUAUUCCUUAUUUUGAGGAAACUUCCUGUAAAAGAAAAUGUGACUCAAUAUGUAAAGUGUUACUGAGUCUGUACAAAGAAGUCCUUUCUCUGCAAUUCUCUUCCUUGAGUUACAGCUUCAGAUAGCUGGACUAAUACAAAAUUAAUCAUGAAGUGGCUGAGUAACAAAUAAAACCAAGCUAUGGAAGUUUCCCACUGAAUGUAAAAGGAAGUAUGUAAAAUGUGAAUCUGUUUUUAAACUAGUAUGAGGAAAUUGUACCCAUUGUGUGUUUAUCUCUCAAUAAAAGUCUGUAUAUACUAUAAAUAAUUCUAAAUUAUGAAAAGGUUUUUAAAAUUUUAUACAACUAAAACUGGAUUUAGUGCAGCUUUGUCUCUCCUUGAAACAACUGAUCAUUUACUGUAAGUUUCUAUAUAUAGGUUUGAAACUGACACCUUUCCUGUAUUAAAAAUUACUGAAUAA
Zonotrichia albicollis (white-throated sparrow) is the source of this 6735-nucleotide messenger RNA. Lineage: Eukaryota; Metazoa; Chordata; Aves; Passeriformes; Passerellidae. The record is from RefSeq and is a predicted model, not a curated record.